AUGUGUGUCUAUUGUGCGCACACGUUCAUUACAUACGGCUGUCUUCUGCUCCUCUUUGUGUGUAUUGGAUCCGUGGCGCAUAUCAAAAAUACACGAGUGACCCAGUCGGAAAUAGAACCUCCAAACACCACGAGAUCACAGGAACCAUUAGGUGAGCAACCACAGGCUAAAUUCGGGCGGCACCACCCGAAACUGCACAUCACUUUCAUAAUGCCAAAACGCGUGGACAACCACCAUUGCAUGGGAUGUGAAAACACACUCGCUAGGGAAAAAGAAAGAUGUACAUCAUCAACAGCAUUCGGAAUGAACACACGACACCGGGGCACAAGACCUGACGAAACGUUCACCUGCACACCAUGGAAGCCAACAAAUAAGUGA
This is a messenger RNA of Trypanosoma theileri, 378 nucleotides long. RefSeq lists its product as uncharacterized. The transcript has a single exon. NCBI's taxonomy places the organism in Eukaryota, Euglenozoa, Kinetoplastea, Trypanosomatida, Trypanosomatidae. The record is from RefSeq and is a predicted model, not a curated record. Bases 1 to 378 code for a protein of 125 amino acids.